Messenger RNA from Mesorhabditis belari, 381 nucleotides. The record is from the annotation of a GenBank genome assembly. Lineage: Eukaryota; Metazoa; Nematoda; Chromadorea; Rhabditida; Rhabditidae.
AUGCAACAAGAAUGCAUCACCAAAUCACUCAUCGAAACCUGCACUUGUGACUUCCCUAUUGUCCCUCCCCCAUUUGUCGCCCAACCAAUUGGACCGACUGGACAAUGCACUACUCAAACUGGUUUCCUCGGUUGUCAAAACGGAAACAGUCCUCAGGAUGUACUUCGUUUUAUGAUCUUCGAUAUGAAUGGAAACGUUUUAUUCGAUUCCGGUGAUUACUGUGCGGGUGAUGCAAUCAAUCAUGUUGAUAACAAUUGCGAGUGUAAGACUGUUGCUGCUGCAGCUGGUGAUUCGAAUUUUCCAUUUUGCGAUGGUUCAUAUGCUCCAUAUCUCUCUUGCACAAAUUCGGGAACGGAUCCUGUUAUGUGUGCUGCAUUUGGA